AUGUCAGCAUUAAGGGGGCGUUUCUUUCGGGAGAUUCAUCAAGUUAUCUGGGGAAGUGAUUCCUGCAUUUUCAAAACUCCACGUUUGGAUCUCGAAGACGAGAUUGAAAGAUGGAUUAAGGCUUCCAACAUCUCUCUCAAGAUACUGUUCCCCAGCGAGCGGCGACUCUGCGACCGCGUAUUCUUCGGGUUCUCUUCUGCUGCUGACUUCUCUUUCAUGGAGGUUUGCAGGGGAUCGACAAUUCAGUUGCUGAAUUUUGCCGAUACCGUCGCGAUUGGGAGCCAUUCGCCGGAGCAAUUGUUCAAAAUCCUUGAUGUGUUCGAGACAUUGCGUGACUUAAUUCCUGAGUUUGAGUCUCUGUUUUGUGAUCAGUACAGUGUGUCGUUCAGGAACGAAGCAAUCACAAUUUGGAAGAGGUUGGGGGAAGCAAUCAGAGGAAUUUUCAUGGACUUGGAGAAUCUGAUUCGCCGUGAUCCGGCAAAGUCGGCGGUUCCCGGUGGUGGACUUCAUCCAAUUACUCGCUACGUGAUGAACUACCUUCGUGCCGCUUGCCGGUCACGGCAGGCCCUGGAGCAAGUGUUUGAAGACUAUGGGUUUCCGUUGAGAGAAUACCCCAAGCUUGAUGAAGUUCCGUCCUCUUCUUCUCUGUCAGUGCAAAUGGAUUGGAUAAUGGAGCUUAUGGAGAGCAAUUUGGAAGCAAAAUCCAGAAUCUACAAAGACCCUGCUUUGUGCUAUGUUUUCUUCAUGAAUAACGACAGGUACAUAGUUCAGAAGACCAAAGAUGGUGAAUUGGGAACACUUUUGGGUGAUGAUUGGAUCCGAAAACACACUGCAAAAGUUCGGCAAUAA
Gastrolobium bilobum is the source of this 849-nucleotide messenger RNA. RefSeq names its product exocyst complex component EXO70B1-like. Gene Ontology annotation, biological process: exocytosis. Gene Ontology annotation, molecular function: phosphatidylinositol-4,5-bisphosphate binding. The coding region runs from base 1 to 849 and encodes 282 amino acids. Lineage: Eukaryota; Viridiplantae; Streptophyta; Magnoliopsida; Fabales; Fabaceae. Gene Ontology annotation, cellular component: exocyst. The record is from RefSeq and is a predicted model, not a curated record. The transcript is spliced from 2 exons.